This is a messenger RNA of Alnus glutinosa, 905 nucleotides long. RefSeq lists its product as uncharacterized. Bases 70 to 645 code for a protein of 191 amino acids. NCBI's taxonomy places the organism in Eukaryota, Viridiplantae, Streptophyta, Magnoliopsida, Fagales, Betulaceae. The transcript is spliced from 5 exons. Gene Ontology annotation, molecular function: ubiquitin protein ligase activity. The record is from RefSeq and is a predicted model, not a curated record.
UUAAUUCUAAAUUUCCGCCAAGAACCUUUUAUUUAUGCUGAGAGAGAGAGAGAGAGAGAGAGAGUAAAGAUGGAAGGCCCUCCAGAGGAUGAUUGCUGUGCAGUAUGCCAUGGCCGAUUCACUCUCCCAUGCCGCACCUCCUGCUCCCACUGGUUCUGCGGUGACUGUAUUUUGCAGGUAUGGAUCCAUGGAGAUACACUUAAGCGAUGUAGAUGCCCCAUAUGUUGUUGCUAUUUUCCCGGCUUGACACCCUUGGAAGCAUCCUUUGAUAGCACUCAUGACCCAGAAGCUGCUAGAAUCAUGGGAAAUGUUCGGAGGUAUAAUCGGGUGCAUGCUGCUGGCAUCAAAGGUCUCGUUCAGAAAAUGCUUGACCUGCCAUUUUUCAUCUGGAUGAUGCUACAAGACUUGAUGGAUCCUGAUAAAUCCAGCUUGCUCUUAUUCAGAGUGCGCAUUUUUGCAAUUAUACUUGGUGGAAUCUACAUGGCCAUCCCAAUAGACAUUAUUGGAAUAGAUAAACGCAACACACAAAACUUAUUUGAGUACGGUGCCUUUGCAUUUGUGACUCUCAUGCAUAUUAUUGGACUCUAUCGCACGGGGCGUCUCGGCAGGCAUGGAAAUAGAUGGAUCUUUGACCGACAUUAUUGAACACCCUUACACCCUCUUCUCUUCCCCAGAUUUCCCUGCAAAUAUCUGGAUACGCUCGAAACUGUCCUCAGUUUGGAGACAGGUUAAUAGCUGGUGUAGACAUCUUGUACAGUUCACAUGAACUUUGGGAUGGAGCGUGGAUCUUACGAUUAUUGUUGUUAAAUAUGAGUGAGAUAGACCCAUGUAGGCUUCGUACUUCAGUUUGAUUUGGGAAUUUUUUUUCUUGUUUGAAAUUAAUAGCAUAAUUCUUGACUUGUCUA